UCUAAAGCAAGCCUGGAGGGAGUCCUCUCACCAACCGUACCGAGUUGCCAGACGAGUUUGUGCUGAGCCACCGCUAGGCUGCUCAAGCUCCCGCGCGGCUCCAUCGACAAGCAGUGAAUCAAACCGAAUUUUAUACUUUGGAUUCUGCUUUGAAAACAAUAUUUUUUGAAGCGUGUUUAAGUGCAAUGUGUCGACGAAUCGGCUGUUUGUUGAUAGACGAGGAAUAGUGGAAAGUUUAAAAAAUCGUAUUUAAACUAAAAUAAAUCGAGUGUGUGAAGAAUUUUCUGGAUACUGAGUCGGCGAACUAAGUCAGCGAGGAUAGACAGUCGGAAAUUCGAAGGAGCGUGAGUUUGCGAAUAAUCGCAUGAGCUAAAUUAAUCAUUGGAUUGCCAGCGUGGUGUUUGGAGCAGUGCAAAACGCGAUUUCGCUACAGAUCGAAAGAUCAUUUUAAAAUAUUGGAAUCCUCGAUUGUUUGUUCGGUAACGAAAAGGCAUAUAAAGAGGUAGAAAUAACGCGAGCGAAUAUUGUGCCAAGUUGUUGCACCUGCCGCAUUGGUAUCGCGGGGCGCCACUCACAUGUUGCAUGUGUGCCUGUUAUCCAUCAUGGUCGCGGACUCGGGCUCGUUCUGAUUGGUUCGCCAGCUCUAUCACGUGGUAUGGUAAUUGGUCGCCAGUGGGCGGGGACCCGGGCUGCCUGGUGCGACUGACUGUAGUAGUAGCCUCGUCUCUCUCGUGCCGUAACCCGUGCGGGUCCCGGACUGUCGGGCUUGCCAGCCGCCCGUAUACCGAGAACCGCCGCGUUCGCGGCUUUUUUCAGCUGCUUUAGGGAGUCAGUGAGUGAGGAAAAAAGAAACAGAAUAGUAGGCCGUGCGAGAGUGUACAUUACGAGGCUUCUCAUUGGUAAACAAAGAAGGAAAUAAAGAGAAGUAAUCAAUAAAUUCGUUGAAACGAGGAUCGAAUGGUUCAUAAUAUUCAUAAAGAUGCACUUUGGUGUCGUGAUGUGCGCGGGUGUGUCAUAAAAGUGUUAAAAAUUCGACGAUCGUCUAAUUAACAAAAUCUGGAAACGUUAUUAAAGUGGAAAGCUCUGUUGGCACGAUAACCGCAGCGACAUUGGAUCAGGAGUUAAAUUUAGCGUCGAUUAAAGUUUUAGGAAUGAGUUCUUUCUUGAUGAAUCCGUCCGCGGGCGGCGGUUAUCAUCAACAGCAUCAGCAGCCCGGAACUCAUCAUCAUCUCAGCGCAACGUCGGUUGUCGUCGAUCCGAAAUUUCCACCGAGCGAAGAAUACAGUCAGAGUAAUUAUAUUCCAUCAACCGGUGCGGAUUUCUUCGGUGGUCAUCUCAAUCACCCGCAGUCUCAUCAAUUGCAGUACGGAUAUCAUCAGCAUCAUCAUCAGGCUGCUUCGACUCCUUACGGUGCAGCAUCCGCGGUCCCGUUGAACGGUGGUUACGCCGGCUACGGAGGAUAUUACGGACCUCAUCAUCCUCAUCAUCAGGUCCACGCCGUCCAUCACGCCAGUCUCCAUCCUCAUCAUCAUGCAGCACUUGCGAUGCCUCCGGAAGCUCAGCAGCCGCCUCUUACGUGUCCACCGUCCAUGCAAAAUCAACAACCACCGUCUCAACAACAACCUUCAGUUCCUUCCUCAACGGUCCUCGGAUCCACGACUCUCUCGCCCUCGAUAAUGGCCAGUCACGUUCAACAACAGGACCCUCAUCAGCAACAGCAGCAACAACUCCAGCAGCAACAUCCGCCUUCUCAGACACAGCAGCAACAACAGCAGCAACAGCAACAGACUCAGCAGCACGAAGGCAAUGUUUGCAGUCCGUCGGGCUCGGGCUCUCUUCACAGGGAUAAUUCGCCGGAUCUCCAGCAGCAAUCACAACCGAGCCAACAACAUCCGCAACAUCUGCAAACCUCUCAACAUCAUCACAUGGACGAAACUUCGGAUCAAGACGACUUGGACGACGAUCCAAUGAUGGACGGCUCACCAGGAAUGAUGGACGACGACGAAGACGACGAAGAAAACGGUGAUCGCGUCAUCUAUCCCUGGAUGAAGAAGAUCCAUGUCGCCGGUGUCGCAAAUGGCUCAUACCAGCCGGGCAUGGAGCCGAAACGUCAGAGAACCGCCUACACGAGGCAUCAGAUACUCGAGCUCGAGAAAGAGUUCCAUUACAAUCGAUAUCUGACGAGACGACGAAGAAUCGAAAUAGCACAUUCGCUGGUACUAUCCGAGCGUCAAAUUAAAAUAUGGUUCCAAAACCGUCGUAUGAAAUGGAAGAAGGACAAUAAGCUGCCAAACACGAAGAACGUGAGGAGGAAAAAUGCGAAUGGCCAGGCCCAACCAGCGAAACCAGCGAAAGGCUCAGGGGGCAGGAGCAAAGCUGCGAAUCGUACGAAUUCUAGUAACAACAAUAGUCAUCGAAAGAACAACAACAAUUCGCCAUCCAGUGGAAUGGAGAGCAGUUUAGAUGGCAGCGUCGGUCUCGAUUUACCGGAAAUUCAUGGCGCACCUUCCAGCGGCUCCGGCGGUCAUCCUCAACACCCGCACCCGGGACACCCAACUUUCCAGGGUCAUCCGCAUCCUCUCGCUCAUCUCCAGGCACAACUGAGUCACUGUCACGUUGCUGGAAUGAUGGAUUCGGCGGGCCAACCAAUGGGGGGACACAUGAAUUCUGGCAGCAUAAGUCCACUAGCGCCAGCAACGAGUCCUCCCGGUCUCAAUUGUUCUCCCGUCGUUGUUUCACCGCCCACGAUCAAAUCCGACUACGGUCUCACGGCUCUGUAACACCAAGCGACCAAGCUCACGUCGAUCCAGCCCCGUUUGUGCGAUUUAACAAACUUCAUCGGCUCCGAAGAGUCUUCGCCGGAUUACCAGUGGCUCUGAGCGAUUCUUCCGGACUACGAGCUGUAAAUACAGUUUUAAACACUCCUUAUUUGCCAAUGAAAAUACGCCUGAACACACGCGCGUCAAACUUCCCGCAAAGUGGUGUACGAAACCUAGUGAAUUACAGCUCGUAUUCCUCGAAAACAUCCCCAAACAUUUCUCAAAAGAACCGCGCGAGCGAUCACUGGAUUCCUCAAUUCAGACGUGCCAUUAUAAAAACAAACAAAUUUUCCACACUAAUCAAAGGCCAGUUAAGGAUAUACAAAAAGUAAAAUGAAUCAUUUCAGGUGAAAAGUCCAUGUCUAUGAAUUUAUUGUCGAACAUCGUUGUGCAUUUAUAGUGAUGUGCAUUUAUAGUGACUAUCAUUGAAUCUUGUAAAUAUUAAAGAAGAAUCUCAUCCUCUUUUUUCCCUCAGAGUAGUUUUAAGUGUAAAUAGUGUCAGUAAAGAAGAGUAUUAUCGUGACGAGAUAUCGAUACACAGUGUUUUACGUUUCAUUGCAUUAUUGUAUAACGAUAAGUGUGUGAUUUACGAUUAACUCCAUAUUUCGUCCUCGGUAUAUAAAAACGUUUUUUCCAUCGUAAAUAAUAUAUGACAAGAGAGAACGAAGGAAUUAUCUGCAUACUUUUGUUUCGUUACAGCAUCGUAACAACACUCGAAGCCUUCGACCACAAUAUUACAGUCCAUUGAACGAAAAUUUGUAAAUAAUGACAGUCAUUUGAAUUGUCUUAAAAAUGCAUAUAUAUAAAUAAAUAUAUAUAUAAAUAUCUAUAUAUAUAAAACACACAUAGACAUUUAUUUUUACCGCGAAAAUGUAAUCGAUGACCAAUACUAGAAUAAAAGUCCGUUGAAUUGAGUCCGAUGACUCGGGUGGAUCUAGCUCGAGCGAGAGAAAAAGUAUAGAAAUAAAAUCAAACGAUAUUUAUGGAGCGAAGAGUCGCUGUGACGAAUAUACCAAAACAACCUACCAUAAUAUGAAAAUGUAGCCUGUAAGUGGAAUCAUUAUUAAACAUUAUGAAAAAAAAAAAAAAACGAAAAAUAAACGAAAAUGUAUGCAGAGUUUCAUUGCCUCGUGGCCAUGCUCAUAACGAUGUCGAAUUUUAGAAUGUCUCAUAAAAGAAGAAAAACAAAAAGAAAUGUGACGUACGAAAAUAUUAAAUUUUUCGUUUGAACACGCAGAAUAAUGUAUGAAAUCUCGUCCGUCGCGAAUAUUAUAUGAAACAUGAAGACACGAUCCUCUUGUAAUACCCGGUAAACCAAGUUGUAAAUACUCUUGUUACGUAUAAGAAUUGUAAUUGAACACGCAAUAGUGCUUAUGUUUAUAUUGAAUAUGAUCGACAGAGAUGAAAUACCAUCGUAAUACGUGAAUAAAUAAUUAAAUAAAGUUUUCGUAACUCAUCA
This is a messenger RNA of Venturia canescens, 4278 nucleotides long. RefSeq names its product Deformed (gene Dfd). The transcript has 2 exons. Gene Ontology annotation, molecular function: RNA polymerase II cis-regulatory region sequence-specific DNA binding; DNA-binding transcription factor activity, RNA polymerase II-specific. Gene Ontology annotation, cellular component: nucleus; nucleoplasm. The record is from RefSeq and is a predicted model, not a curated record. Gene Ontology annotation, biological process: anterior/posterior pattern specification; positive regulation of transcription by RNA polymerase II. Lineage: Eukaryota; Metazoa; Arthropoda; Insecta; Hymenoptera; Ichneumonidae. Bases 1152 to 2780 code for a protein of 542 amino acids.